Aethina tumida (small hive beetle) is the source of this 781-nucleotide messenger RNA. It is a transcript of the gene MBD-like, whose product is annotated as methyl-CpG-binding domain protein 2. The transcript has a single exon. NCBI's taxonomy places the organism in Eukaryota, Metazoa, Arthropoda, Insecta, Coleoptera, Nitidulidae. The record is from RefSeq and is a predicted model, not a curated record. Bases 70 to 678 code for a protein of 202 amino acids.
GAUCCGCGCAGUGGUCGCUGCGCUUUGUUGUCAUAAUUUCGUCAAAACCUGGUGCAAUAAUCGUCAACAAUGGCCAGCAUAACAAUCGAAAAAACAAAAUACCAGUGCGCACCAACACCGAAGCGUUUCCAUCGCGAGGAAUUGUUGAAAAAUCACAGCUUAUCUGUCAGCAAAGUAGACCUAACCUAUUACGGCAACCGAGCGGUACGGACGGAUGCCUCGCUCGUACCACCGAUCCGCCAGACCGCUUCGAUUUUCAAACAACCGGUGACUGUCUACAAAUCGCACGACAGCAAAGUGAAAACGGACUACAAGAAUGGCAACCAGGAAAAGCCGAAACAGCUGAUAUGGGAAAAGCGACUGGAAGGUUUGAGAGCAUGCGACUUGGACGGCACCGAAUUCGAAGCCAUGGAGCUGCCGAAGGGGCUCAAAGCCGUGGGACCACACGUAACUGAAGAGACCAUCAUACAGAGUGUGGCGACCGCCCUGCACGUUUCGGCCACACCGGUGACGGGACAGACCGGAUCCAAGAACACGUUGGAAAAGAAUCCCGGGGUGUUUUUAGAUCCGAAACAACCGUUGGUGCAGUCCGUUAACAUAUCCGACGAGGACAUCAAGAAGCAGGAGGACAGAGUCGCAAUCGCCAGGCGAAAACUGCAGGAAGCUUUGAAAGCUUAGAUAAUUUAUUGAGUUAGUUUAAGUUAAGUUUAAGUUAUACAAGUAUUAUUGUGUGAAUAUUGAUUUUUAUAUAAUUGUAUAAAUAAAACGUUUCUUUGUACAA